AGGGGCUUCUCAGCUACAUGAUGGCCUUCCUGCCCAUCAACCUGAUGGUGCAGCUGGCCAAGUCCAUCUGGCAGAACUCCGCACCCCACCUCUCAGACGUCACCAUCACCUCAGCGACCAAGGAGGAGCGGUCGUUUUGGCAGCACGUCCAUCUCGCCUUCGUCACCCAGCUGGCCGCCCGGCUCACCCGCCUCACGUCAAUCACUCUCCGGUACCCUGACGGCGUCCCCCGCUACCCUAACGGCGUCACCUGCUGGUGUUUCGACGUCUUUGUGGCAAUCAUCGAGGGCCACAUUGCCGGCCGACGGGCAGCCGACAUGCAAGGAGGGACCCUGCAGACAUCACCAUCGACAGAGGCCUUCGGCUGA
Messenger RNA from Vitrella brassicaformis, 368 nucleotides. NCBI's taxonomy places the organism in Eukaryota, Vitrellaceae. The record is from the annotation of a GenBank genome assembly.